Daldinia childiae is the source of this 4083-nucleotide messenger RNA. RefSeq names its product Phosphoribosylformylglycinamidine synthase. Lineage: Eukaryota; Fungi; Ascomycota; Sordariomycetes; Xylariales; Hypoxylaceae. The record is from RefSeq and is a predicted model, not a curated record. The coding region runs from base 1 to 4083 and encodes 1360 amino acids. Gene Ontology annotation, biological process: 'de novo' IMP biosynthetic process. The transcript has 8 exons. Gene Ontology annotation, molecular function: phosphoribosylformylglycinamidine synthase activity.
AUGGAAUAUAUCAUCCUUACUGGAGAGUCUUGCUUCACGUCCUCCGAAGCCAACAAGUUAAAAGAUCGCAUCAACCAGACUGCAUCUAUCAACAUCACCAACAUCCUAGGCUCCUGGAUUUAUUACGCGCAUAUCAAAGGUGAUAAGAACGUUGUUGGACCCAAACUCCAACAGUUACUCCCAUUGCCUAGCGAUGCUAGUCAGCCGCCUCUAACACAUAUCGGCUACACGCACACUUAUUAUAUAGCACCCAGGAACAUUUCUCCAUGGAGCUCCAAGGCUACCAAGGUUUGCGAAGUCUGCGGUCUCGCAGACCAGGUUCAUCGAGUUGAACGGGCGCGAUCCGUCACUCUAGAAUUCGAGCAGCCCUUGAAUAGCGAUGAAAUUCCAUUCAAGGAUUUACUGUUCGACCGAAUGACGGAAACCAUAUCCACAAGCGAGCCAGAUCUUGACUCAAUGUUCAUAGAGCGGGAGCCCUUGCCCCUGGAAGUUGUUGAUAUAUUUUCCGGGAGUCAAAGUCCUCUUGAUAUGUUGAAGGCUUACAAUGCCGAACAUGGCCUGGCCCUCGAUCAAUCCGAAAUGGAAUACCUAGUCCAAGAGUUCACUCAGCUUGGACGACCCCCGAAUGAUAUUGAGCUCUUCAUGUUUGCUCAAGUAAACUCCGAACAUUGUCGCCAUAAGCAGUUUAAUGCGAACUGGACUAUAGAUGGUAUAACUAAGGAUUCGAGUCUGUUCGACAUGAUCCGAAAUACGCACAAGAAGACACCCGACUACACUGUCUCAGCCUACAGUGACAAUGCUGCCGUCAUGCAGGGCGAGAUGGGAAGCUAUUGGGCACCUGAUUAUGCAACCGGGUCAUGGAAACUCAAUAGAGAAGUCGUACAUGUGCUAGCCAAAGUCGAAACCCAUAAUCAUCCUACCGCCAUUUCUCCUUUCCCAGGAGCCGCCACCGGAUCGGGUGGAGAGAUCCGCGAUGAGGCUGCUGUUGGCAGAGGCUCAUCCACCAAAGCUGGUCUUAGUGGAUUCUGGGUCUCUGACCUUUUCAUUCCAGGUCAUCAUGCCUGGGAGACUGACAUUGGCCGUCCAGCACAUUAUGCUAGUAGUCUGGAUAUCAUGCUUGAGGCGCCCAUUGGCGCAGCUCGUUUCAACAACGAGUUCGGCCGCCCUGCUCUUGCCGGUUGCUUCCGUACACUCUUAACAGACGGUACCAAUAAGAGUGAUUCGGACGCCUCAGAGGCGACAGAGUGGCGAGGUUAUCAUAAGCCUAUUAUGAUUGCUGGUGGACUUGGCCGGGUCAGGCCUGGGCACGCACUCAAGAACCCGACUGAUGUGCACGAGGGAGCUCAUGUUAUCGUGCUUGGUGGUCCCGCCAUGUUAAUCGGACUCGGAGGCGGUGCUGCGUCUAGUAACGCUUCUGGGGAAGGGACUGCGGACCUCGAUUUCAAUAGCGUACAGAGGGGUAACCCUGAGAUGCAACGUCGAGCUCAGAUGGUUAUCGAUGCAUGUGUCAGCCUAGGAGAUACGAAUCCCAUUGCAAUGAUACACGAUGUUGGCGCUGGAGGAUUAUCCAACGCUCUUCCGGAGUUAGUUAAAGACGCCGGUUUCGGGGGCAAGUUCGAACUCCGUCAAGUCGAAAGCGCAGACCGUAGCUUGAGUCCCCUUCAAAUAUGGUGCAAUGAAGCCCAAGAACGUUACGUUAUGUUAGUCAACAAUGAAGGGAUGAGUCGAUUCGUAAGCAUCUGCAGGCGUGAACGUUGCGGCUUUUCGGACGUCGGCACCGUAGUGUCUGAAGAUGAAGACGGCGUGCCUAAGCUUAUCCUAACGGACAGAAAUGCGAAAGAUAACGUAGCGUCACGACCUAUCAAUCUUCCGAUGUCAACCCUAUUCCCCCCAGGUCGCCGAUUACAGCGCAUAGUCAAUUCCCAGAAACCAACUCUACCGAAAUUCGAACCAAUCGCUAGCUUAAAGGCUGCGUUUGGAGCCAGAUCGACCGAUGCUGAACUGCUGAGAAAUGCUCUACAGAGAGUCUUUUGGAUGCCAGCCGUAGGAUCGAAGUCUUUCCUGAUCACAAUUGGAGAUCGGACUGUUGGAGGCCUUACUGCACGGGAUCAAAUGGUAGGACCAUGGCAGACGCCUGUAGCCGACGUCGCAGUCACGGCCACAUCAUUUAACUUAGGAAUGAAGACAAGGCAUGGCGAAGCAAUGGCUAUGGGUGAGAAGCCAACCCUUGCAUUGAUAUCUCCUGCUGCGUCUGCUCGCAUGGCGGUGGCCGAGAGCUUGAUGAACCUGGCCGCUGCCGAUAUCAUGGGCGACCUGCGACGAGUCAAGCUCUCUGCCAAUUGGAUGGCAGCCGUAAACCACCCGGGAGAAGGAGCAGCUCUUUACGAAGCAGUUGAAGCUAUUGGGCUUGAUAUGUGUCCUCGAUUAGGAAUCAGUAUACCUGUAGGCAAAGAUUCGACUUCCAUGAAGGCUACUUGGAAGGACCGCGAAUCCGAAAAGACUAAGAGCGUAACUGCUCCUGUGUCAGUCGUCAUCUCGGCAUUUACGAUCGUCGAAGAUAUUAGAAGGACCUGGACUCCGCAACUUCGACGGGUUGAAGAAGUAGGGGAGACAGUCCUGAUGUUCGUCGACCUUGCGAAUGGAAGGAAAGCUAUGGGAGGAUCCGCCCUUGCUCAAUCAUUCGGUUACGUGGGACAUGAGGCGCCAGACGUACGAGACGUGGAUUUAAUCACGGAUUACUUCGAUGCGAUAUCUCAAUUGCACCAGAGUGGAGUUGUUCUUGCAUAUCACGACAGAUCCGAUGGCGGUUUAAUUACUACGGUAGCUGAAAUGAUGUUCGCUGGACGAUGUGGAGCUGACCUUAUGAUGGACGGAAUUUCUAAUUCUGGCUCGAUCGAGGACAUGGUCGACGCACUAUUCAAUGAAGAAUUAGGCGCCGUGUUCCAAGUGCGAGCAUCGGAUGAGACAAACUUCAAGAGAUGCUUCGCAACUUGUGGACCACCUCCGGGCUUGAUUAGGAAGUUUGGUAGCGUACAGCCCAAGUCAAAGCAAGCGUUGACAAUUCGGUACGGAUCAACACCUUUCGUCAGCCUUGAUAGAAAGGAGAUACAGCAGUGGUGGGCGAAAACUUCAUACGAGAUGCAGAAGCUUCGAGACAACCCUGCCUGCGCCGAGUCCGAAUAUUCUAUUAUUCAAGACCAGACCGACCCGGGUAUCUCCUACAAACUCACGUUUGAUCCCACUGAUACGAUCUUACCACUCACAGCCUCUAUAACAGGGUUCUUCGGCAAGAAUCCUCGAGUAGCUAUUCUGAGGGAACAAGGCGUCAACGGACAUGCCGAAAUGGCAUUCGCAUUUAAGGCAGCAGGAUUUGACCCGAUCGAUGUCAUGAUGACGGAUAUCAUUUCCGGUCGCUCGUUGGCUGAUUUCGUUGGAUUGGCUGCCUGUGGAGGCUUCUCCUAUGGCGAUGUACUUGGUGCUGGACAAGGCUGGGCUAAAUCCAUACUGAUGCACGACAACUCCCGAAGGGAGUUUGAAGAGUUCUUCAAAAGACCAGACACGUUUGCUCUUGGAGUCUGUAACGGCUGUCAGAUGCUGUCGCGAAUAAAAGAGCUCAUUCCCGGCACGGAACAUUGGCCGAUAUUCGAAGAGAACACGAGCCAACAGUUCGAAGGGCGUUUCGGUAUGGUUAAAAUCGAAGAUAACCAGAAGAGCCCUUCGGUGUUCCUCCAUGGCAUGAAUGGUUCGGCAUUGCCAAUCGUCGUCUCACACGGUGAAGGAAGGGCUUCCUUUUCUUCACCUAGCUCAUUACAUGCUCUUAAUGCGGGAGGAAUGAUUCCGAUUCGAUACGUCGACAAUCACCUGAAUGCCACAGAAAAGUACCCUCUCAAUCCUAACGGUAGCCCUGGCGGUAUUGCCGGUGUAACAAGCGAGAACGGUCGAGUCUUAGCCAUGAUGCCUCAUCCCGAGCGGACGCUGGUAGCGGAUACCGCAUCGUACGCGCCACUAAACCUUCUCGAGCAGUGGGGAGAAUUUGGACCAUGGGUAAGGUUAUUUAGGAGCGCUCGGAGAUGGGUGGGAUAG